UUUGCACUUGGUCUAUGGCACCACUUUAACCACAUCAAACUAUUUUCUCUUCAUUCAAAAUCAUACAUAUCAUGUACAUGGUUUCUUUCAAAACUAAGAUAUCUAGAGCUCUCUUGAUCAUUGUAGGCUCCUCACUUUUUUUAUGUCUGUGGAUCUCUUCCUGGUCAAAAGAACCACCAACCAUUUGAUCCCAGUGACAAAACUACCCAUAACUUUGAGCACUCCUGCAUCUCCGUCACCUUCAUAACCUAUGCGGCUUUUGCCAUCAUUUUUUACAAAACUAGACCAAUGGCUCAUAGGGACGUCAUCAACUUAAUAGUAGCACUCGCCUUCGCGCAACAGCUCUUUCUCUUCCAUUUCCACUCGUCCGACAACACGGGCGUUGAUUGCCACUACCAUUACAACUCGUGGUUUUUGUAUCUUUGGUCAAACACUCUUGGCGAUUGCCUUACCAACACUCUUGCAUGCAUGCUUUGGACACAAUGUUUGGUUUCAAAGGAUUUGUUUCCACACGUUGAAGAAGGUACAUAUACAAUUAGAUGCUAAGCAUCGAACGUAAAUAUACAAUUGGUUAAUAUUCAGUAUAGCUGGUUUCUGGUGAGUGUAACAAUCUUUGCAAUGUGGUUUUAUAUUAUUUUGCAAAGAAUUUAUGGUGAGAAAAUUGAAUAUUCUGAGCUUCGGACAAAGACAUCAAAAUCAUGAUGACUAGCUUGAGAAAUCAUGGCUGCUGGAAAAGUACCAACUUCUAAUAAUAUUUUCGUAUUCCAAUCCAGAGAGCUUGAUCAUGUGAAUUUAAACUUAAUUCUGUAUUUAUUUAAAUGACACUAGAUAGGAGACGAUCCAUUCAUGUAUAGUGUGUUACACAUAUAUGAACGUGAUUAAUUUGGAUUUGAGCCCAAAGUAAAUCGAUUCUUUGUUGUAAUAACCAAACAUGUUUUUGACUUCAAAUACUUCUUUAAUAAUAUUACCGACAAUAAUGGAUUGAUGAUGAUACUAUUGUUGUGGCUAUUGAACACCUUUGUCCAAAACUAGUUCGUAGGAUUAAAAUAAUCGAAAGUGUUCAUAAUUGAAAGUAUUCUAUAGAAUUCUGAAAAAAACAAAUCAAAGAAAGUAUAAUUCGAAAAAACAUUAUAGAACAAUAAUGUCCCACAAAGAAACAUACUGAUAUCACCCCAUCCAAAAGUACUCGUCAUUGCUUUCAUCCCCCAUUAUUGCCGCACGUUCCCUCAUCAUUGUCUCAUGUUCCCUCACCAUUCUCUCAUGUGUUGCACUAGCGUGAGAAAGCAGCGAAGUUGUAUCUAUCAUCUCAGCAUGGGGAGGACGAGGCACUGAUUCCAUCCACCGCGGGAUCACGAACUGGAACAACCAGAUACAAACCUGAAAGUUCAAGUCUUCGUCUGAUGAUGAUCUUGGACGCCAUAACUCAUUCACACUUUUCUUACAAACAGACUUGUCAAUGAAACAAUCAUUAGCUGCAUCCCCCAGGACUGUGUAGUCCUGUUUCCGCAAGUUACACGAUACCAAAUGAUCAUCCCGUUGACUCCAUAGAUAGACAGUAGCGACAUCAAAUGGAUGCAUUGCCAUGGGUGCAUAGUUACCUGUAAUCGGAAAGCCGACUUCCCACAAAAGCUCCCAAGAGUAGUCAUCAUUGUUCAUCAACCUCCAGAUCUUCAAAACAGUUUCAUCCUUUUUCGCUAACGUUCUGACGUACAUGACAAAGCCUCCUGAGGUAGUCAAGGUUCGUUUGUAGUCCUUGUUGUGAUCCGGAUAGUCCGGUAACUGCACAACCCGGAAUUGAUCGGAUUCAGAAUAGAAAUCAUGAGCUAAGAGUACUCCACGCACAGAGAGACAACCAAAGUAGAUUGUACCGUUGAGGUUGAUAUUAUACAUGUUGCCGAUUUGAAUAGGAGAGUGAAUCACUUUAAAAGUCCAGACCCCUGUCUCGGAGGAAUACAGUAACACACUCAAGUCACUCGAGAGAUAAUCAUUUGUAACUUGGUAAGAAGCUAUCCUAAUCACAUUAAACCUCAAAACGACGCCGUCCUCGUCCAAGCGAGUCACUAAACCGAACACGGAAGAAGCACCUUUGGGAUCAGAGGGAGGUGGGGGGAUUUUGAUCCAUUGCUGUAAAACCGGACUCCCCACGUAGCAGUAAGCUUUAUCAGAUCCGUCUGUGAUCAAAACCAAUCCACCGGAAGAGUCCAUAUAGUCGCAACCGUUAUGAUAGUGUUUGAAAGACGGUGGGAUGAGUGGAGCUGGAGACUUGGGAAGAUAAUCCCAUGUUUUGCGUCCAUGGAAGACUAUGAGUUCGUCUUGUCCGAACACGAGCGACCACGAUGAUGAAGAAGAGGAGGAGGAGUUUCGGUGCAGAGAUAAAAAGAGACGGCGGAAAUACGGGGAUUCGAUUGUCGAUUUCCAUUUCUUGCAGACUGAUUUGAAUCUGCAGAUGGUUCUCAAGGGUGAUCUCGCUAGAAUCUCUGUCUGCAACACCUCCAAGAGAUGUGUUUUUGUUUCCAUCGCCAUUGGAGAUGUCUCUCUCUCUCUGCGAAAGUGACGACUAGAGGGUUUCGAGGUUUUUUAGUUAGUGAGGUGUGUAACGCUAAAUUUUUGCGUUAGAACUGAAAGGAGGCGAUAAGGCAACAUUGUUUUACAUAAAAGAUAUGGGCCUUAGGGCAUCAGCAUCAAUGAACCUUAAGGGAGGUUCAUAACUUUAAUUUUUUAUUAUUAUUUUUUUUAACUUUUCUGUUUGAUUUUAAAAAAAAAAAAAAAAUUAAGCGGACCAAUCACGGGCCGCCACAUGGCAUGGGACCCGCGAUACAGUGAUGAACCAGGUUCAUCCCAGUGAUCCUGCAAAAGCUGAGUUCACAAAAAAUAGAAUAUUUUAAUAUUUUUUUUUUUGGGGAAAGGUGUGAACUUCUGCAUUGAACCUUCAAUGCAGAUGCUCUUAGUAAUACAAAUCUAUACUAGCCGCAUUGAACCCAACUAAAAUGAACAAACGAAAAUACCAUAUAAGAUAACACUAAAAAAAUUUCUUCAGCAAAUAUAGAUUUUAAAGAUCAAAUUAUCAAAAUAUUUCAUUAAAGAGUAAUAUACAGUUAAGGUUAACUAAUUUAAAGCUUACAGUUAAAAUUUGAGAUUGAGAUUUGGGAUUGAGAUUUAAAAUUUUAUAAAAUAAAAAAUAAAUAUUAAAAUUUUGAAAAUAAAAAUCUUAAAAAUAGCUUCAAAAAGUAUUUUCGAAUUACAAAAAAAAUUUGAAAAAAAAUCAAAACAAUAAAAUUUAUAAAAAAAUUGGAAUUUAAAACAUAUAUUCUAAAACUAUAAAAAAAUAUAUAUUUUUAUUAUUUAUUUUUAUAUUUAUGUUUUAUUUUUAUAUAUCUAGGGUAUUGCGGUCUUUUUACCUAUUAAAUAAAAUGUUUUGGUAAUUUUUUUUCCUUGUGGUCUAUUUUUGUAAACAAAAUUUGAAAAUAGUCUAUUUAUGAGAAUUGUCCAUGAACAAAAGUACAAAAUUAUUAAAGCCCAAAACUAGUGUGAUGUUUUAUUAUGUUUUGUUUAAUUUAUAAAUAAUAUUAAUUAAUAAGACGUUAUAAAAAAUAUUAAUUAAUAAAUAAUAGAGUUUAUACAAUAGACAUGUGACAUAUUUGUUAUCUAAUGUAACUUAAUAAAUAAAUAAAAAUGAGGAAAGUAUACAAAAGUACAUCUGAAUUCGCCUUAGGAAACUCUCUCAGCCUGCUAACCGAGGAGCAGUGCUUAGGAUAAAUCUCGUUUAUUCCAGAUCUGUCGUUUGAUCAUCUCUCUUCUAAAGCUGUCUUGUUCCACCUCCAUGGUCCUGAUGAUGAAUGCUUCUCCUCUUUCGCGCUUUAAGGUUCUUCUCGUCGCCGUGUAAUCCUUCACGUUAGUUUUCUUCUGACAUCUGCCCUUCGAAACUCCAGAUAUGGCGCCGUGUAGCCCUCAUAUUGAAGCUCCUUCUCUUGGCUGCCCUCCAGACCUUCCAGACGUCGUAUUUUUCAAAGCUCUUCUUUGUUUCUUCGACGCUUUCUCCAAACUAUUUCUUCAAACUCUUAUCCAUAUCUCAACUCUGAAGCCUCCAUCGAGGAUGGCGACAAAGAAUGAUGGUGGUGGUGGUCUCCAUGUGUCUGCUAUUGACACUUUCUUCACCUAAGGGCUUAUAUCUCAUGUGAUAUAUAGGUUUCUAUUUGAGUGUGUCGACUGGCCUUCGAUCAGUUUUUGUUUCGACCUCCAUGUUAUUCCUCCUCAUAAGGUCCUUCAUGUUCAUCUAUCUCUUUAUUUUCCACCUAUUGUGCUACUGUAUAAUGGUUUAGGCAGAUAUUUGUGUAGGCAACGUUAGAGUUGAGGUUCAUGACUUUAGCUGGUGAUGUACUAAUGGGCUUAGUUCAUUUGGUUCUACUUUUACGAUCUUUAAUAGUAUUUAUAUCACUUUGGCGUGAUUUCCUGCCAUUUUUUUUACGGGUUCUAUUCCGGCUGUUGGUGUUGUUGUCUUAUAUCUCUCUUCUUUGGCAGGUAGAAGAGAAACUCAUUGUCAUCUUUAGCCCGAUGAAUAUGGAUGUGGCGGGUUAUGAUUUCCCACUUGUCCCUCGUUUAAAUCAGUCUCUUUUUGUGAUAUUUUCUCUUAUAUAGGAUGAAUUGAAUGAACAAGCUUUGUUGGUAUUGCAAGGAUCUUCUUUCCAUCUGACGCUUUUCUCUGCGUAUGCUGCAGUGUGUAUGGUUUACGGGUUACACUAGAUGUCAUCUUUCAAGAAGUUUAUGGUGUUGUUAUGAUAUGAUUUCAUAUGAGUUUUUAUAAUCUAUAUUGUCAUUUUAUCUCUUAUAUUAUCGUUGUUAUUGUUUGUUUGGCUCUCAAUAGUUCUUUAUAUCUUUUUUUUUCUUUGAUGAAGUUUAAACGUGUUUAAGAUUUAUAUAACUAUGGUUUGAUUAAAAAAAAGGGAAAUUGCAUUCACUAUACACAACAAAAACCAAAAUUCAUUAACUAACUAAAAACACCCCCUCUCUCCUACUUUCUCUUCCUAUCUCUCUCUACUCUCUCUCUCAAAAUCUAAUUUCCCUUAUUUUUUUGGUUAUUUAACAAAUAAGCCCUAAAAAAAAUGAGGCAAAAUGAAAAAAAAAAGGUUUCACAUCAAUAUUUUUUAUAUCCUAAAAUACAAAACUUUAUUAAAUAAAAUAUUUACUACUUUUUGUUGAUGUAGUAGCUUUAAAAAUUAGUGUAAAGCAUGCCUGAAAAUUAUAGAUAGAAUUUAAGUGGUAAAUUAGUUUUAUAGUCCAACCAAUCACUCGUUUUCUUAUUGAAUAUAGAGAAGUGCUGCUUUAUAGAUUAGAAUGAAUGUGUUGACAAAAAAAUUAGAAUGAAUGUAUCUAUCUGCAGAAUUCAUUGUUAUAGUUUUCUAAAUUACAAGAAAUGAGAAAUUCCCCGAAUAUUCUUCCUAAUGGUCAUUCAAACAUUUUUAUUAAAUAACUAGGGUCGGCCCGGGCUACGCCCGGGUUUUUGUUUAAAUUUUAGUUUUAUUAUAUAUUUUGUAUAUUUAUUUUGAUAUAUAUAAAUAUUAUAAUCUAUUAUAAAAUAUAAGUAGCUAUAAAAUUAUAAUUUUUAAAACAUAUUUGUUUUUAAUCAUAUGAAUCUCAAAUUUUUAGUAUCCAAAUUUUUGAUAUUUUUUUUUGGAAAUUAUAUUUAAGGUGAUGAGCAAAAUAAACCAAAAUUGAUUAAAUUUUAAUUAUGUGUUUGAUUGGUUGCAUUGUAGAAAUGCUUCAAUUCACUUGACUUUUUUUAAUAAAUGUUGUUUUCACAUUAGUUUCUGAAUAAUUUGAUUGAUCAUGCCCUUUAAAUUUACAACCCUAUAUAUAUAUCAGCGGUUUAAAAAUUGUAAUAUUUUAUAUAUUAAAAAAAUUGUAACUAUGUCACUAAAAACUACAAACUAAAUUAUUACAACAAAAUUUCUGCACUUACAACCAACUAAUAAGACCCAUGAUCUAAAUAUUUUUUUUAUCUUACAUAUAUAAUUUUUUUGUGUAAAACUUUGUUAAAUGUACAACCAAUCAUAAAUAGUUGAACAAUGGUGUUUCUGCAAUGUAUUAUGUUAACAUAUCUUUUGAUGUAUUAAUUAAUUUUGUGUUGUGUAUAUUUUGUAGUUGUUAGCCUCUAAAUAAUUGAUGUUCUUUUAUCUUUUGAAUGAUAUAUUAAUGGGAUGUGAGUUUGAACUUAAUUGGUGUGAUUUGGGUGUACUAUCAUACAAUGGGUUCACAACUUUACUUGUUUACAAUAGUGAAUAUUUUUAUGCUAAUAUUUUCUCAAGUUUUUUUAGAUAGUUAGUUUUUAUUUGUUUGUGUCUAAGUGCUCAUUUUAUUUUAGUUUAAAAUGUUGGCCUAUUGAACUCAUAAGGUGAGAAUUUUGUAAUUUGUUUGACAAAAGACAAACAGUUUGAAACAAACAAUUAAUCCAGUUUUAAUAAAAAAAGGAAGUUUAGGGUUAAACUCCAAAGAGAUUAAAAUUCUGGGAAAUUCUUAAUUCACUUUUGAGAAAUAUAAAUUUUCAAUUGGCUUUAUUUAAUUCUGAAUUUGUAAAUAUUGAGUUAGUCACUAAAUUUAUAUAAAUGAUUAAUUUUUUUUUUGUGUUCGUACUAUUGGCCAAGUCUACUGAAAACAGUUAAAGAUAGAAACUGAAAUCAUACGUGCAGUCGAGAGAGAGUGUGGGGAACAAAAUUAUUUGGUUUGAAAUGAAAACAAACGGUUUUAUAGAAAUUGCACAGCUCGUCUCUUUCUUCAUUCUCUCUUCAUUGCUGAUCCUUACUGCUCCAGUUCCCAACCUUUUAGUAGUCGUAGCUUCUGUUGUCAUUAUUCUUUCCUGUUUUGAAACUGUUGUCCUUUCUCUUACUAUCCAAGAUCAUGUUUGCAUGAAAAUGCUGGUCAUAAUCCCAUGAUUUCUCCAGUGUCAACUUCAGUCUUCAGCACCCCAAUUAACAUCAUCAACUUAGACAUCAAGACCAGAAAUAUGUACACAUGAAGUUCCAUUUAUCUCUGCCCAAUACACGAUUUAGCGUUCUUGAAUGCGUUUUCUCACACACUGGACCACUCAAACGUAUAGAAGCACAUACCACUCUUGUUCUACAACUUUGGACAAUGGUACUGAACACAUAAAUAAUUUUCCCAAGCAUGAACAAACUGUUUGCAGCAUAAGAAUAUCAGUG
Brassica rapa (field mustard) is the source of this 7193-nucleotide messenger RNA. RefSeq lists its product as uncharacterized. NCBI's taxonomy places the organism in Eukaryota, Viridiplantae, Streptophyta, Magnoliopsida, Brassicales, Brassicaceae. The record is from RefSeq and is a predicted model, not a curated record.